Racocetra fulgida is the source of this 297-nucleotide messenger RNA. NCBI's taxonomy places the organism in Eukaryota, Fungi, Glomeromycota, Glomeromycetes, Diversisporales, Gigasporaceae. The record is from the annotation of a GenBank genome assembly.
ACAAUGACUGAAAAUAAUAUUAAUUCUGAUGUUAACAUCUCAACUAUAAUUAAAGAAUUUGCUAAAAUGAAAAUUAAUGGGAAUAACCAUGAAUCUCAAAAUAUUAAUGAUGCAAUAUCUAGUAUUGUUAGGCAAGUAUCGGGUAAAAAAAUCUGGAUCUCUCUUCACCGAUUAUUGGAGAUAGUGAAACCUGAGAUUCAGCAAGAUAUUAUAAACUCAAUAGCAAAUCCAGAUAUUUCUCGAAGAAAUCGUACAUCAUGUAAGAAAAUUUUAAGAGACAAAGCUGAAAAAAACUAA